Drosophila eugracilis is the source of this 1441-nucleotide messenger RNA. RefSeq names its product farnesyl pyrophosphate synthase (gene Fpps). Gene Ontology annotation, molecular function: (2E,6E)-farnesyl diphosphate synthase activity; dimethylallyltranstransferase activity. The transcript is spliced from 6 exons. NCBI's taxonomy places the organism in Eukaryota, Metazoa, Arthropoda, Insecta, Diptera, Drosophilidae. Gene Ontology annotation, biological process: trans, trans-farnesyl diphosphate biosynthetic process. Gene Ontology annotation, cellular component: cytoplasm. Bases 54 to 1313 code for a protein of 419 amino acids. The record is from RefSeq and is a predicted model, not a curated record.
UACCCAAAGUUGAAUUGUCGUUUUCGAGGAGCAGCCGAUAGUUGUGAAUAAAAAUGUUUAAACUUGUCCGUAUGCUCGUGCCGCAGCAGCGGAUCCUUGCUAGCCCACUAAGGCUGCAGCGUCUGAUAUCCACCAGUGAUAAGGUCAAGUCAGAGCCCGUUCUCAAGUCCAUGGACACAAUUGGCGGUCUGCCCACAGAACUAGUCAACGAACAAAAGUUGAAGAAAACGAGCAGAACCUUAUCAACGCUACAAAAUCAUUCGGUUCCCAUUGCCGCUCGCGUCACAGUGUCGAAAGAUGAAAGUCGCGACUUUAUGGCCGUGUUUCCAGAUCUUGUGCGUGACAUCACCACCGUGACGAAGACGUAUAAUUGCAAUGAUGCGGCCAAGUGGUUCGCUCAGGUCCUGCAGUACAAUGUGCCCAGGGGCAAGAAGAACCGGGGGAUCCUCACAGUACUUACAUAUAAGAAUUUAGUUCCCGCCCAGGAUCUAACGCCUGAGAAUAUAAAACUCGCGCAGUAUCUAGGUUGGUGUGUAGAAAUGCUCCAAAGCUUUUUUAUCAUUUCUGACGACGUGAUGGACAACAGCACAACGAGGCGCGGUCAACUUUGCUGGCACAAGGUGGAGGGCGUUGGGAUGACAGCCAUCAACGAUGCCUUAAUGAUCGAGAACGCCAUGUAUGCAAUUCUUAAAAAGCAUUUUAGCCACUUAGAUUGCUACGUGGCACUAAUGGAGCUGUUCCACGAAAUCACAUACAUCACAACCUGCGGACAAUCUUUGGAUCAGUUGAACUCAAACCGCUGUGUCUCAGAAUUCACCAUGGAAAACUAUAAAGCAAUUGUGGAAAACAAGACUGCGUAUUACUCCUUUUACCUGCCAUUUGCCAUUGCUUUACACUUGGCUGGCUAUAAGGACGCUGAGGCAUUCCGUCAGUCAAAGACCAUUUUGCUAGAAAUGGGAAACUUUUUCCAGGUACAAGACGAUUUUCUUGACUGCUUUGGUAACCCGGAAGUGACCGGUAAAAUUGGUACCGAUAUUCAAGACAACAAGUGUUCGUGGCUGGCAGUGGUGGCCCUGCAACGAGCUAACGUUGAACAGAAACAAAUCAUGGUCGAUUGUUAUGGCAAAGAAGACCCAGCAAAAGUGGAACGAGUUAAGGAGCUGUACAAGGAACUUGGACUGCCAUCUACGUAUGCCACUUUCGAGGAGGAAUCUUAUAACAUGAUUAAAACGCACAUACAACAAACCUCUCGUGGGGUGCCUCACCAAACCUUCCUGCAAAUUCUCAACAAAAUCUACCAACGUGACUCCUAAAUUACUAAUUGCGUCUUUACUUUUUUAGUACGUUUUUUUAAAUAUGUCAUAGUUUUAUCAUUCACGGGGAUGAACUGUUACCAUGGGCCCAUCAAUUACAACUGAAAUUAAAUUUUUACUAUACAUAA